Molecule: messenger RNA, 1071 nt
Organism: Cryptococcus amylolentus CBS 6039
Lineage: Eukaryota; Fungi; Basidiomycota; Tremellomycetes; Tremellales; Cryptococcaceae
Exons: 4
Coding region: 34-780 (248 amino acids)
Biological process (GO): regulation of transcription by RNA polymerase II
Cellular component (GO): core mediator complex; mediator complex
Molecular function (GO): transcription coregulator activity
Source: RefSeq, a predicted model, not a curated record
UAUCACUUCAGAUCACUCACAACGCUUUCCAAGAUGGCACAAGAAGCCGGCCUUCCCAUAACAAACACCCUCUUCCCCCCACCACCCCCCUACUUCCAGGCAUUUGCCGAAGAGGCCCUGGAUAGGUAUCGCGCCCUCACCGGCGACUCGUCUUUCCUCGCACCCACCGCUUCCACAUCUACUGCGGAGCAGGGAAGUGGUAUUGCAAAGGAUGACAAUGGGGAUUUACAAGUAGACUCUGUGCCUGUGGAGCGAAUGCUGGACGAGAGCGAGGAAAAUGAGAAGCGGGAGCUCGAGGGAAAGCUGGGCAGACCAAGAGCGGACUGGAUCAAUGAAGACGGAAGAUGGAUGUGCUUUGGGUCAAUGUACACAACUGUACCGAAGAUUCCGACAGCAGAAGAUAUCGGUCUUCCACCAUUCAUCGACCCUUCCGAGUCUCCGUCCAAAUCGCUUCCUCCUCUCUUGCAUUCUUUCCUGCACACACUCUUGAUGCUGCUUGAUGCUUUGUCAAUGACUGCGCGUACCCCCGAUGAACUAUCAGCUAGCGGAUGGGCGCACGAAGGCGAUCAGUACAUACAACAUUUGACGAAUUUGACAGCCAACAUGAUGGUAGCUAGUAAUCAGCUACGUGCCGCGCAAAGUGAGGCCACACUAGUGCUUUUGAUGGAGAAGGAGCUGGAGGAGAGGAAAAACCAGACGGAACGUUUGCGCUCGAAAUGCAAGGAGAUUGCCGGUGGAAUCAAAGCUUUGAAGGAGCUUCGCGGGGCCAAAGACGUUUGAUUUGCCCAAGUGUCAGAUGAGCUCUUUUGCGCGGCAGCCCGACCUGUCACCCUCCGGUAUCGACUAUACAUACGAGCAUGCCUAGCCAACUCUACAUCUGCUGCCAAGCUCCAGAGGUACUCAAGAGGCAGUAAUAUAUGCCUGACGGGUCGUCGACCGGUUCUCAGUAUCGCUAGUACGAUACAAGUACCUCGACGUCCGUCGUCGACUCGUCAUCAUCUGUCGGCGGAUAUAUGCAUCAAUCUGUAUCGCUGAUCGCUGUUUCGUUACCAGCUGUCAAUUUGCAGUCGC